AGAAAAUAUGGCUCUGCGUUUCGUUUUCUUGCUGAGUGCUUGGAUGGUCCUUGCCCAAGGAUCCUUUCUGCGCAGAUCGGAUAUUAUUAUCUUAGAAGCGAAGGUUCCCCAGAAAGGAUAUCUGCCUGUCGAAGAUGCUUCAGUGCAUCAAAUCGUUCCUAACGAGUCAUUGUCUGCAGGAAAAGAACAUCAACAUCAACGAGUACAUCUGUAUCAAUUUCAAUCGCAUCCUCACGAGCACGGACCCCAUUAUCACCUAGAAGGGCACCAUCACCUAUCUGAGCCCCACCAUCAUCAUCAGUUGUCUGAAUCGCAUGAUCCUAUCCACGGAUCCCCUCAGCACCACUAUCAUGGUUCACAUCCUAACCAACAACUCGAGGCACCAUUUCAAGAAGUUCAUGGAUCCCACCAUCAGCAUCCAAUCCACCACAACCAUCUGGAGGCACCAUAUCACGGAACUCAUGGUGUUCAUCAUCAUCGCAACUGCCACGCCACCAUCCAUUGCCCCAGGGUUCAUAGUCCAGCUUAUGCCACCGAUGGUCAUCUCUGCUACAGGGUGGAGAACUCCUGCGCACUGGCCGUUUUGAACUGCCUGCGUCGCAAUGAACUUAAGCCAGUUUUGAGACACAUCGGUCAUCACGAAUGCCAUCGUCUGCCCAGCGCUUACAGGGCCCACUAAUUCUAAGCUCAAGAUAACUAAAUAUAAAUAU
Messenger RNA from Drosophila melanogaster (fruit fly), 710 nucleotides. RefSeq lists its product as uncharacterized. The coding region runs from base 8 to 679 and encodes 223 amino acids. The transcript has 2 exons. Lineage: Eukaryota; Metazoa; Arthropoda; Insecta; Diptera; Drosophilidae. The record is from RefSeq and is marked reviewed.